AUGGCCACUCAAGAUGAGAAUUACUUGAUCAUCGAAGACCACAUCAUACCCCAAGGGGUGAUCCUCGCCGUGUUGGCACCAUUCGUCUUUAUCCUCAACUUUCCGCCACUGAUAUGGCAUCUCCGCAAUCGCAACACGGCAGCUGUCAGCAUGGUCUUCUGGGUCAUGCUGAUGAACUUCCUUAGCGUUCUCAAUGUAAUUAUCUGGCCAUAUAUCGACAUGCGCGACAUGUAUGAUGGCCAAGGUCUCUGCGAUGUCGAAAUCAAGCUGUUGGGUGCUCGUACUGCUGGACUCAACGCUGCUGUGCUGUGUCUGUUACGAGCUCUGGCUGCAGUGUUGAAUGUCGACAAGAACUUACUGGGUCCUUCCAAAGCACAGAAGAGAUGGAACACAGCUGUCGAGAUGGUUUGGUGCGUUGGGCUUCCGCUUCUGACCAUGAUUCUUCAGUAUAUUGUGCAGCUGAAUCGAUUUGCUCUUCUCGGAGUCUCGGGCUGUCAGCCUAUGAGCUUGAUGAGCUGGACAGGUUUCGUCCUGAUCUUCUUACCCCCAAUGAUCGCGAAUGCUAUCGCUCUAUACUAUGCGAUCCUCGUCAUCUACCGCCUCAACAAAUACCGUUCAUCUUUCAACAGCAUCCUUGCCAGCAGCAACACAACACGGAGUCGCUUCUUCUGCCUCUUCGCUACCGCCUCUACACUCAUCCUCGGUAUCACACCUGUCCAAAUCUACAUUAUCGUCACUCAAUACCCACGUCAAAGCUACCCAUUCAAUUUUCGCAAACUUCACGACCCAGCGACAUGGAACACAUCCGUGGUCUUGCCUUCCACUGUUCUCUACGAUCGAUGGAUCAAUCUAGCAUGUGGCUUCUUGAUCUUCUUUUUCUUCGGCAUGGGUAGAGACGCCAAGGGCAUGUACAAGGAGUGGUUGGUCAAGAUGGGACUGGGAAGAUUGUUUCCGGUCUUAUCGCUGGACAGUCAUGGAUCCUCUCAACGAGGAGGACUUUCCACGGAUAACAGCAAAAGAUUGCUGUGGAGAAAAUCUUCUUGGAUCGCAACGACGGAAAGGUAA
Molecule: messenger RNA, 1065 nt
Organism: Aureobasidium namibiae CBS 147.97
Lineage: Eukaryota; Fungi; Ascomycota; Dothideomycetes; Dothideales; Saccotheciaceae
Product: STE3-domain-containing protein
Exons: 2
Coding region: 1-1065 (354 amino acids)
Biological process (GO): G protein-coupled receptor signaling pathway
Cellular component (GO): membrane
Molecular function (GO): mating-type a-factor pheromone receptor activity
Source: RefSeq, a predicted model, not a curated record